AUGUCCGCAGGUGCUCCUCCCUCCUCGCUCGAUCCCCGCUCCUCUCGAGUCGUCGCCCCUUUGGCUCCUGUUGCGAUGCUGAGCCCACCUCCGGCCCCACCCGCGACGGCGCUGGAUGAGGUGCGUCCCUUGCCGCCGAUGAAGAUUAAGCUUUUUCCGUACGCCGUGUACUGCGUGUUCGGCGGCAUGGGCCGCACCUGGGGCAUGGCUAUGGUCGGGCUCCACAUUGUGAUCUGCAUCGUCAAGGUCCUCUCCUUCACUACAGAUCCCGAGGAGGCCCGCUUCUGGAUACCGAUCUUCCGCGUCUGGGUGUACCUCUGCAUCGCCGCCACGGUUGUCAUGACGUGCGUGUGCAUCGUCUACUACAUGCCCGUGUAUGGGGUGUACGCCGUGAGGCUUUGUGAUGAAGGGAUCAAUGGUAAGGACCAGCGUGCUGAAAGGAUUUUGCUUUCUCUUGCCCCACCAGUCGAAGCAAAGAUAGAGGACAGAUGGUCUGGGGCCAUAGAUAAUGCCAGAUAUCGUCUAGUUGGUGUCAUUGAGCAUCGCGGGAGGACCGUAACAGCAGUGCACUUUGUCGCUUAUGUGAGAGGAAGCAGGAUUUUCAGCGAGCAGGAGACGAGCAGUAGCUCUUCCUCUUGGUUUCGUGCAAAUGAUAAAAGCAUCAGAGAAGUCUCUCUAGAUGAAGUUCUCAAGUGCGAGGCUUUCCUCUUCUAUGAGAAGAUAGAAGCUUGA
This is a messenger RNA of Miscanthus lutarioriparius, 732 nucleotides long. Lineage: Eukaryota; Viridiplantae; Streptophyta; Magnoliopsida; Poales; Poaceae. The record is from the annotation of a GenBank genome assembly.